GUGUUUGGAAAGCCACCAUGUUCGCUGUUCCGUACAUCGGCUGUAUGUUCGCGGAAACUCGAUGAAUUGAAGGGUAAAUUAUUCCGUGGUGCACAGUCCCGAAAAAACAAUUUUCGUCUGGAUGACAUGAUUGAAGAGCGAUUGGAUGAUGUUGUUUCGUUUCAGAGUCGUGCAUUACAAGAAUUUGGCUUGGUUCGCGAUCAUCUGCAGGAUUUACCAAGAAAAGAGCUUUUUCCGAAAAGGGCUGUGUAUUCUCUGGAUGAUGUAUACCAGAAAGCAUUGCAGGUGCACGGCAGUGAGCGAGCAAUACAGCAGCGGAUGCGUUUGUUCCAGAAAUAUUUGUAUCAAAAUCCCAUAUACGAUGGACGGCAGAGGAAAAAAGAGCCUGCACUAGCGACCAGUCAGGAUGCCAGCAAAGCUGUGAAGUUUGCACUUGGAACAAAUUUUCUUGACGUCUGUUUCAAGUUAUAUGGGUCACUGAUCACUGGGUCAAAAAGCUUAGCAGCUGAAGGGUUGCACAGUUCGCUGGAUUUAACCAAUCAAAUAAUCCUAAUUUAUGGAAUCCGAUGGUCCAGGUUAAAUCCAACGCCAGCUUUUCCAUACGGUUAUGGUAAUGCACGAUACAUUGCUUCGCUGAUCAGCGGUUGUUGGCUUUUUGGCUUCGGUGGUGGAAUUUCGUUGUAUCACGGUAUCACUGGUUUGCUACAUCCUCAUGCUAUCGAAUCACCAAAAUGGGCAAGCUUCUUGUAG
Gongylonema pulchrum is the source of this 750-nucleotide messenger RNA. The record is from the annotation of a GenBank genome assembly. Lineage: Eukaryota; Metazoa; Nematoda; Chromadorea; Rhabditida; Gongylonematidae.